Cicer arietinum (chickpea) is the source of this 973-nucleotide messenger RNA. RefSeq lists its product as uncharacterized. NCBI's taxonomy places the organism in Eukaryota, Viridiplantae, Streptophyta, Magnoliopsida, Fabales, Fabaceae. The record is from RefSeq and is a predicted model, not a curated record.
CAGAUUAACUUCAGAUAUCUACAAUGUCACCUAAAUACAUCCAAUAUUUCUAUAACAGAUUCUCAUAAAGGCAAAAAGAGCUUCUGAAAGUCUCUUUGAAGUCAAGAGAAAACAAGUUGUUGAGAUAUAGACAGAAAGAAUAUUGAAGUGAAAGCAAAACAAACAAGCCUAUGCUAACUGACAUAACCAUAAGACAACAGUAGUAAUAAGUGUUGUCGAAACACAUGUGCUUAAUUUGCAGAAACAGAGACAAAAUGCAGAAAAUGAAGAACCUUGGGAGUAUUGGAAGCAGUGGGAGGCUAUCAGCAGAAGAGUGUGAAGAUGAGGAUGUUUCAAAAUUGGCCAUUUCAGCAUAUCAAGCUAAGGAAGAAGAGAUUGAGAGGAAAAAGAUGGAGGUGAAAGAGAGAGUUGAGCUUCAACUUGGACGCGCUGAAGAAGAGACGAGGCGCUUGGCACACAUUUGGGAAGAGCUUGAAGUGCUGGAUGAUCCUAUGAGGAAGGAAGUUGCAAUGAUACGUAAGAAGAUUGACUUGGCUAACAAAGAUUUGAAGCAACUUGGACAGAACUACCAGAAAAAGGAGAAAGAGUAUAAAGAAGCCUUGGAAACUUUCAAUGAAAAGAACAAAGAGAAGACGCAUUUGGUAGCGACACUAGCUGAGCUGUUGACUGAGAGUGAAAGACUGAGGAUGAAGAAACUGGAGGAACUGUGCAAGACCGUAGAGUCCGUGUCACUAAAACAAUAAUCUCUGACAGUGUGUUUUUAAUUACUAGCUUGGCUUAUUCAUUUUGCAGUGGCUUGUAUUUAAAUGUUAUUCAGAUUGCUUUGUUUGUGGACUUGACAAAAUAAAAUACAACAUUCUCACAUUUGAUUGAUUGUAAGAAAAAAGGCAAAGUUAGUCCGAUUUGUCCUUUGAAAGUACCUUAAUUCAACAGUAUCAGCAAUUUUCAUCAUAUUUUGCUGCAAUUUUCAUCA